ACCCAUCCACAUCUUCUCCUUCCUCAACAACAACUCCGGUCCGAACAAGUGGUAGAGAUGGAGAUCAAAGCACGACAGCUACUGCUGGCUGUUUUUGGCAUUGUAAUAGCGAUAGGUUUCGCCAAUGCCGUGCAAGGGGAGACAGCGCCGCCGGUUGUUGUCGGCUUGGCCAAGUGCUCCGACUGCGCCAGGAGGAACAUGGACGCCGAGGCAGCUUUCAAAGGUCUUCAGGUGGCCGUCAAGUGUAAGAACAGCAAGGGCGAGUACGAGAGCACGGCCGUGGGACAGGUGGGCAGGUCCGGCGCCUUCCGCGUCCCGCUGGCGGCCGCCGACGUCGUUGGCGAGGACGGGGAGCUCAAGUCGGAAUGCUUCGCGCAGCUGCACAGCGCGUCGAGCGCGCCGUGCCCCGGGCAGGAGCCCUCCAAGAUCGUCGCGGCGCCACCCGGCCACGACGCCAACGGGGAGAAGACGUACGUCGCGCUCGGCGGCAAGGUCUACCGCUCGUCGCCCGAGUGCGCUUCGGCUUUCCUUUGCCACCCUUUCUUCCACAGCAUUAUGCACCACCACCACGUAGGGACCCACAAGCAUGUGGUUAUUCCUCACCUGCCUGUGCCUGAUCACGGUCACGGCCAUUCUGGCGUGCCAGUGCCACCUGUCACCAAGCCGCCGGUAGACGUCCCUGAGCACAAACCGGCGCCGGUGCCCGUGCCAGAGCACAAGCCUCCGUCGUCGACGCCGGUGGACACUCCUCCGUCGACGCCGGUGGGCACUCCACCAUCGACGCCGGUGGACCCAGCGCCGUCAACGCCGGUGUAUUCGCCGCCGAAGCCAACCCCCAGCUACUACCACCCGCCGGCGCAGCGCGACGCUGCCACUGGCCCGUAGCUCUUCAAGAAGCUGCUCCCGUGCUUCAAGAAGUUGCCUUCCUUUCCUCCUGCUGCGAUGGAGACUCGGCACUAGAAUGUCUGGUCAGUGUUUUUUUAGCUUUUGCAGGUUAUGCUGUUUCCUCAGAAUAAGGCUGUGACCUUGAUUAGUACACAUGAAGAUUGGAUCAGUUUUAAGAGUGUGCGUUCUAUCUAUUGGAGAUAGUUUGAUCCUUAUGCAAUUUCCUGUGAGCUGUUUUUAUUCAGUAUAACUCUGUCAAGAAGUUGGGAAUGUUAAAUUAUGAUUGCCAUCAACAUGGUCGUUGAACAGUUUCUUGUGAACUGUUUUUUUAUCUAG
Molecule: messenger RNA, 1221 nt
Organism: Zea mays
Lineage: Eukaryota; Viridiplantae; Streptophyta; Magnoliopsida; Poales; Poaceae
Exons: 2
Coding region: 58-885 (275 amino acids)
Source: RefSeq, marked validated